This is a messenger RNA of Blastomyces dermatitidis ER-3, 651 nucleotides long. RefSeq lists its product as uncharacterized. The transcript is spliced from 2 exons. NCBI's taxonomy places the organism in Eukaryota, Fungi, Ascomycota, Eurotiomycetes, Onygenales, Ajellomycetaceae. Bases 1 to 651 code for a protein of 216 amino acids. The record is from RefSeq and is a predicted model, not a curated record.
AUGUCGGACACAGUGCCGUUCUUUCCAAUGAAUACAGGCACUUAUAUGCAGCCCCAUAGCUGCAAUAGACAGACAGAUCAACCAGCUCAAGAACCACCACCUAUAAAUCCUCCUGCCUCUGUCCAAGUGAAGAAUCGUCGGAAACGAUAUCUCGAUGCGCACCCAGAGUACUUUUCUGCGGCUCUCGAACUAGCUGACCCCCUUCUCUACGACCGCCUGAUUAGACGAUUCCAAAGUGCUACAGAGAGGGAGGAAGAAGGUCGCGCUAAGGGAUACUCUGGCGUACUUGAAGCCGAUCUAUUGAGAUCAGAGGCUAAAAUGGAGGCACUGGCGCAUCCAGACCCUAAUGCGACCGUCACAUACACCCGCGGGCCCAACGGCGAGAUUCUCGCCGAGGAUCAGGAUGAGAUACCAGAAACGAAGGAAGAGGGCGCUGAACGAUGGCGCUGGGAAAUGGAGCUGCGGUUUCUGAGGGGUGCGGAUCAUGAGUUUGAUUACACCGCUGUUGAUCAAAAUGAGGAAUAUGAUGACUGGAAUGAAGAGCAAGAGCGGUAUUUCGACGACGAGGAACCACAUUUCAUGCUUGAUGAAGACGAUGAAGGCCAUCAAAAGGAAGAACUGAAAGGCGAAACUGGCAUUCAAGACUUUUAA